AUGCAGAAGUCUUCCUGGGAUACACCAUCCCCAAAUAAGUCUACUUCACGUCGUGGGGACUCUGAAAGAAGUGUCUCGAGCAUUUGGCAAAGUGAAUGGCGUCAUCAAUACGAAGAUCGGCGCAAAGUUGCUCGAGUAGACGAUACCGUUCGAUCUGUGAAGGAAAUUAAACGCUUUGAAAAUUUCGAGACUUUCCGUGAGCAGUGGGAGGCUGAGCAGAGAAUCAUUGACAGAGAGUGGUAUGACAAUGACGGUGUAUAUGACGAAGAGUAUAACUCAUUUGCAAAGAUUAGCGAGGAGUUCGUACAGAAGCGAGAAAAACAGUGGCAGGAGAAAACAUCACGACCUCGACUUACUCUCAAGCAGCAGUCCAUAAAGAGAGAAAAUGAAUUGUGGGAAAAUAAUCGGCUUCAUAGAUCAGGAGUUGUGGCUCUAGCAGAUGAACUGUCCAAUGUCUUCGAGGAUGAAACAGAUGAAAAUCGUGUGCAUCUACUUGUUCACAAUAUAGUACCACCAUUUCUUGAUGGUCGUAUUGUAUUUACAAAGCAGUCUAAACCGGUAAUUCCUGUGGUGGAUAUAACAUGUGACAUGGCAGUUGCGGCAGCUCGCGGUAGUAAAGUUGUUCGGCAGUUUCGUGAUUCAGAAGAGAGGAAGAAAGCGCAAGAGAAGCAUUGGGAACUGGCGGGUAGUAAUCUUGGAAAUCUGAUGGGUGUCAAACAGAAAUCGGAUGAAAUAGCUCAUUCAGAAGAUGAUGAUGUUAAGGAUUUCAAAGAGUCGCAUAAGUUUGCCUCUCAUAUGAGCGAGAAGUCGCAGGCUGUUUCUGAUUUUGCGCUUGAAAAAUCAAUCAAGCAACAAAGAGAGUAUUUGCCAGUAUUCGCUUGUCGACAGAAGAUGAUGAAUGUGAUCAGAGAGAACAACGUUGUUAUCAUUGUGGGUGAAACCGGUUCAGGCAAAACCACUCAGCUCUCUCAGUACUUGCUUGAGGAUGGUUUCGGAAGUACAGGCAUUAUUGGUUGCACGCAGCCUCGAAGAGUUGCUGCAAUGAGUGUGGCGAAGCGUGUUGCUGAUGAAAUGGGUGUACAGCUUGGUCAAGAAGUUGGAUAUGCUAUUCGAUUUGAAGACUGUACUUCUGAGAAGACUGUUAUAAAAUAUAUGACCGACGGUAUUCUGCUAAGGGAAUGUCUAGGCGAUGGUGAUCUUGAUCAGUACAGUGCGAUCAUCAUGGACGAAGCGCACGAACGUUCACUCAAUACUGAUGUUUUAUUCGGGCUUCUCAGAGAUGUAGUGGCUCGGAGGUUUGAUUUACGUUUAAUAGUCACAUCCGCAACUAUGGAGGCUGAGAAAUUCGCCAAUUUUUUCGGAGGUAGUUGCCCGACGUUCACAAUCCCUGGUCGCACAUUCCCUGUUGAGGUUUUUCAUGCAAGAGUUCCGGUUGAAGAUUAUGUGGACGCAGCUGUAAAACAGGCGAUCACUGUUCAUCUUGGUGGAAUGGAAGGCGAUAUUUUGAUCUUCAUGCCAGGUCAAGAAGAUAUUGAGGUAACCUGUGCAUUGAUGAAGUCACGCCUUCAAGAACUGGACGAAGCACCGCCCCUUGCAGUUCUUCCCAUAUAUUCGCAGUUGCCUAGUGAUUUACAGGCAAAAAUUUUCCAUCGUGCUCCUGGUGGAAUGCGGAAGUGUAUUGUGGCUACGAAUAUCGCAGAAACUUCUUUAACAGUAGAUGGCAUUCUUUUUGUUAUUGAUCCAGGUUUUUGUAAAAUGAAGGUCUACAACCCACGUAUUGGAAUGGACGCACUCCAGGUUUCAUCGGCUAACCAAAGGUCGGGUCGUGCUGGUAGAACAGGACCAGGACAGUGCUUUCGUUUGUAUACAGAGCGUCAGUUCAAGGAAGAGAUGCUUGUUUCAACUGUUCCUGAAAUACAACGUACCAAUUUAUCGAAUGUCGUGUUAUUAUUGAAGUCACUUGGUGUAGAUGAUCUCUUAAAAUUUCACUUCAUGGACGCUCCUCCACAAGAUAACAUGCUCAACUCAAUGUAUCAACUGUGGACGUUAGGAGCACUUGAUAAUACGGGACGGUUAACUGAUCUCGGAAGGGUGAUGGUCGAAUUUCCGCUUGAUCCCACACUUUCAAAAAUGCUCAUAAUGUCGGAAGAUAUGGGCUGUAGUGAAGAAGUGCUUACAAUAGUAUCAAUGCUUUCUGUUCCUGCUAUAUUUUUCCGACCUAAGGGUAGAGAAGAUGAAGCUGAUUCGAAAAAGGAGAAAUUUCAAGUUCCCGAGUCUGACCAUCUAACGUUUCUUAAUGUUUAUUUGCAAUGGCGACAACACAAAUAUUCUGCUAAAUGGUGUGCGGACAAUUAUAUUCAUGCCAAAGCUAUAAGAAAGGUUCGCGAAGUACGAGCUCAGUUGAAAGAGAUCAUGCAGGAGCAGAAGAUUAGGGUUGUGUCUACUGGAAGCGACUGGGAUAUCAUACGGAAGUGUAUAUGUUCAGCAUACUUCCACAAUGCUGGGAGGCUAAAAGGAAUUGGAGAGUACGUUAACGUGCGUACAGGAAUUCCAUGUUUUUUACAUCCAACUUCCGCGCUCUUUGGAAUGGGUUUCAUGCCUGAUUACGUAGUUUACCACGAAUUGGUAAUGACAACGAAGGAAUACAUGCAAUGUGUCACAGCUGUUGAUGCGGUUUGGCUGGCUGAAUUGGGACCUAUGUUUUAUUCAGUUAAGGAGUCGAGGAUGUCUCGAUCGGAAAAACGUAUGGAAAGCGUGAGAACGUCGGAAACUAUGGAGGAAGAGAUGCGUGAAGCGCAAAAGGAAAUGCAGCGACGAAAGGAGGAGUCAGAACGCGCGUUGAAACGCCCGGAGAGCACUCGUAUUGCUGACGUUGGUCGGUCCGUUCGGAGUAAACGAUGGGGAAUGUAG
Messenger RNA from Angiostrongylus costaricensis, 2910 nucleotides. Lineage: Eukaryota; Metazoa; Nematoda; Chromadorea; Rhabditida; Metastrongylidae. The record is from the annotation of a GenBank genome assembly.